Messenger RNA from Clupea harengus (Atlantic herring), 5628 nucleotides. It is a transcript of the gene map3k20a, whose product is annotated as mitogen-activated protein kinase kinase kinase 20a. The record is from RefSeq and is a predicted model, not a curated record. Gene Ontology annotation, biological process: protein phosphorylation. Gene Ontology annotation, molecular function: protein binding; MAP kinase kinase kinase activity; ATP binding. Gene Ontology annotation, cellular component: cytoplasm. Lineage: Eukaryota; Metazoa; Chordata; Actinopteri; Clupeiformes; Clupeidae.
CCUUGGAUCGUUUAAUCUUAACUACGAACUCUACGUAUUAUUUCUGGAGGUUUCAAUACUCUACAACGAUAUAAUGCUUCAUAGUUCUUUACCUACAGUGUAGAAUGCACAGCCACGCAGAUAUAUCAACGCCAACUUGUUUCAUGUAUUUAUUGCUCAACUUCCUGUACAUGCUUGUGGGUCGUAGGCCAGUUGUUGGGACAUCCCACGUUAGUGGAGGACAGUUCUGUCCACAACUCAGCAGUUACAUUACACAACGAAUGGGGUUUACCCUUAAUUUGGUUUUCAGCACAGGUGCGCUACUGCUCAAAAGACGUCCUUGGUCUAAAUUUCCCGUCUGCCUCGUAAUGAUGGCAAAACACGAGGCAGAACCACCAGUCUGACACCAAUCGGACGUUUCCAAAUCCAUUCGCUUCCUUAAUCUUCCGGAUGCCGUUCUGUGCGUGUGUACAGUAACUUUGUAUAAUGUUCGGUUAGUUUAUGCAGUCACACUAGACACUAAAAUGAUGCAUGAAAAAGACAUGAAAGGUCGAGGGUGAAUGCACAGAUUUGCGCUGCACGGAAACAUAAAAGGCCAUUUCUUUGGAAGACAAAUAUUGGUUUGGUUUUGUAGUUAUGAGAGGUCGCUGAGAAAAAGUGAUCUGCGUAAAAUGUGGGAAUGGUUUGACUGUCAGAACAGUACGUUUUUUUCAUGCUGAGCGUAAGUGGCUAAUCCGAAAGACUGGCAGAUGAAUAAGGAAAUGAGGUGAUAAAGUGUUUCUUAGUUUUUGGUUUCUGUCUCUCCACUGUGCGUGGGUUGUCUGGAGUGUCACGUGUGCACUAUAUUGUAGGGGGCUCAAUCAAGUCCCAGACGACAUACUGUGACGACAUCUGGAGGCAGCGUUGGCCUUCAGGUGCAGUUUAACCGUUAGAAAUCAGUAGUUUGUGGGAAUAUGUUGAGCACUUUCUGAGAUGACAGUCCAUUUUCAUGGCGGACUCUUGUUCUUGUAGCACGUUUACUGUGGGCAUUAGGAUAUGGGUGGUGUCAUUUGAUUUCAGACAUAGAAGACUCGUCUGCUAGUUACAGUAUCAAUAUGAAACGAAAACCAUAUGACCGAAUGCUAGCCUAAGAAUCCAUUUACACAAGCAUUUUAUGGGCUAAUGUUUAAAGUGGGCUACAGCAUCAUGUUUGCCUGGUAGGACUAGAGCUUUCCUGUUCCCCAGUAACCCUGGUGUCUGAAGUGGAUGUGGAGAGCGUUGAGCUGCAGCUUCACCACCAGGUUGGUUGGGAGGCUAAAUAUAGCUGGAAUAGCACUAAAUCACUGGAGAGCAUUGGCUCCCCUCUGUGACAAUGGAAGCAUUUCCUGCUGGGCUGGAUAGCAAUCCCCAUUUUGGCCCAGGUAACAGCCUCUUAAAAGCCAUAAUUGCUUCACAGUAAAUGUGAAACCCAUGGACAAUAACAGGGCAACAAUUUCCUGUAAUAUGGGGACUCUUUCUGUUUUUUACAAGAUGUAUUUAGGUUUUAAUGUACAGUAGAAACAAAAGCUUACUAUUGUGUGUCUCCCGUCAAAUGAGGGCUGCAUGUUAAUUCUACACAUUCUCCAUUAAUGAUGUGUACCGGACUAUGUUAUUAUGUGAUAUGCAAAGCGUGUGCACUCAUCUUGCUCCACCAUUGAAAACUAGACACCGGAGUAAAUAUAUACAGGUGCACAGCUCUUAGUCAUAGGGUACUGCAAGUUAUUUUUGACCCAGUCGCAUGUGGCCUCCCACCUCCCCCCCUAAAAAAACUCCAGGCUUCAAUCUGAUAUGGUAAGCACAGACAGCUCAGCGCUGUGCUGUAGUCGUCACUGGCUGUGAGCGUGUUUGUAAGCAUGGUUAUAGCACUGAGUGACUGCAUGCCUUGGAUGCCAUAGGCCCUUCGCUAGCCGGUGGAGGGCCUUCACCCACUCAGUGCUUACGGCUUGUAGUGAGUCACUGGCCGUAGAGGUGUCAGGUCAGGAACUAGAGAGACUGUAAAUCACUGGCACAGAUCGGGGAAGGCACAAGGCCAUGACACGGAGGUGUAGCCAAUAGCACUGAGGGCUGAGUCGUAGCGUGAGUGUUGGGCCUGUCUUUGGUGAAGGCGUUCAGUCAGUGUGUUCCUCCUGAGCACUCACUGCGUGUGGCACCUGAGGGUCCUCCAGAAGUGCGGCGGGGCUGUUUUUCUCCCCGCUGUGUCAUUAUGAGAUGUCGUCUCUCAGCGCCUCCUUCGUGCAGAUCAACUUCGAUGACAUCCACUUCUACGAGAACUGUGGCGGUGGCAGUUUCGGCAGCGUCUACCGAGCCAGGUGGAUCUCGCAGGACAAAGAGGUGGCGGUGAAAAAGCUCCUCAAGAUCGAAAAAGAGGCUGAAAUCCUGAGUGUUCUCAGCCACAGAAACAUCAUUCAGUUCUAUGGGGCAGUUCUUGAAGCACCUAAUUAUGGCAUUGUCACUGAGUAUGCCAGUGGAGGAUCUCUCUAUGAGUUCCUGUCGAGUGCUGAGAGUGAGGCCAUUGACAUGAAACAGAUCAUGACCUGGGCGAUGGAUAUAGCCAAAGGAAUGCACUAUUUACACUCGGAGGCCCCUGUGAAAGUCAUCCACAGGGACCUAAAGUCCAGGAACGUGGUUUUGACAGCAGAUAAAAUACUUAAGAUUUGUGACUUUGGCGCCUCCAGGUUUCUGUCCCACACCACACACAUGUCCCUGGUAGGGACGUUCCCAUGGAUGGCCCCAGAGGUGAUCCAGAGUCUCCCCGUGUCUGAGACAUGUGACACUUACUCCUACGGCGUGGUUUUAUGGGAGAUGCUCACUCGAGAGAUUCCCUUUAAAGGUCUGGAGGGCUUGCAAGUGGCCUGGCUGGUCGUGGAAAAAAAUGAGAGAUUAACCAUCCCGAGUAGCUGCCCUGCCAGCUUCGCCGGGCUCAUGAGGAGCUGCUGGGGGACAGACCCAAAGGACAGGCCCACAUUCAAACAGAUCCUCCUGACCCUGGAGUCCAUGUGGAACGACAGUCAGCUACCAGAGCAGUGCAACUCCUUCUUAAACAACAAGGCAGAAUGGAGGUGUGAGAUCGAGGCCACGCUGGAGCGCCUGAAGAAGCUGGAGCGGGACCUGAGCUCCAAGGAGCAGGAGCUGAAGGAGAGGGAGCGCCGCCUCAAGCUGUGGGAGAGGCAGCUGGUCGAGCAGUCCAACACGCCGUUGCUCCCUAAUCUUGCCAUACAUUCCUGGACAGAAGAACAUGUGCACUUUUGGAUGGAGCAGAUAUUUGGGGCGGGUGGCGGAGGGUGUGACAUGCUGCUGUACGCCAACAUGUUUAAGAAGAACCACAUCACAGGGAAGAGACUGCUGCUGCUCACCGAGACUGACAUGAGGGACAUGGGAAUCACGUCCAAAGGCCACAUCAUCCACCUCAAGACUGAAAUUGAGAAGUUGGCUAAUGAUUACCUAGGACUUUUCCACUUUCCUCCUUUGGUUAAGGAUGAGUGGGCACAGGAGGAAGAGGAGGAGGAGGAGGAGAAGAGUAAGAUCGUCAAUCUGGAGCUGGUGUUUGGUUACCACUGGAAGGCAGGAGCAGGCCAGUCGGACUGCAAAUGGAAGAUGUACAUGGAGCUGGAUGGAGACGAGGUGGCAGUGACUUACAUCAAGGAUGUCACCUUCAAUUCUUACAGAUCUGAUGUGGAUGUUCUAAAAAUGACUAAGCCACCGUUUGUAAUGGACAAGUGGAUCGUUGGAUUAUCUAACAAUCAAACAGUUGACUGCACUGUGAAUUAUGAGAACGAUGUCAGAUCUCCAAAGGGUACCAAACACAGCCAUGCAGUGCUCUGGAGCCCCACAGGUGGAAGCGAUUUCAUCAAAACCGUGGAGCUGAUCAUUGAGACAGGGCAGCAGAAAGCAGAGGGGAACUUCCGGAGCAGGUCAAACUCUGGAGUUGAUUCUAAAUGGAUCUACAGGCUGAGGAUGAAGCAGCAGAAGAGCCAGCUUGCUCCAGCUCCCCCUGCCUGCUCCACGACCAUGACCCUGCCUCAGUUCCUCUCUGCCCAUAACCAGUCCUCGUAUGCGGCUGCGGUGAGACGCUCCCCCAAUCGUAGCCCACUGUCCCUCUGGAGGACCGACUCACGGUGUUCCUCUCCAACAGCAGGCCUAUCGUCCCGUCUCUCAACCCUGCACCUGGGAUCGAAGGGAAGCAGCCCAUCCAGCACCACCUCAGAAAGUGCGUCAGAGCGUGAGCGUGAGCGCCCCCUCAGCGCUUGUGCUUUGCAGAGGCCAAGAAAUCCAUAUUUUGGCAUGUCGCUCUGUCCUGUGUCAGGCCGAGAUGCAAGGAAGUGUCCCACCACAGCUGGACACAGCCCAGGGCAAAAGACGUCCAGAAAUGCUCAGCAUGGAUGGAGGCCGCGGUCCAACUCCACCACCGGAGUACUCUAUCAAACCCAGCCCAGGACGAUACCUGGCAUGUCCCCAAUAAACCAUCCAAAGGAGGAGCCAGAGGAAGCUAAGGCCAACGAAGGGGGAUGGAUUAAGGUGGAGCGUCAGAAGAAGCCUCAGAGGCAGCCAGAGAGUAAGCCAUUCAGGGGUAGAGGGAGGAGAGGAGGUCGAGGAGGUGGACGUGGACGAAUCGGACAGUAACUACUUUUACCUCACCAGCAUCUGCAUUACAGUACGGAAAGUCACUUGUUCAAAAGGCACCCCAAAAUAUUGGGGCCUUCUUAAUAUGAACAGGUGGCUGUACAUCCAUUUUCAUUUUGAGGGAUAAAAUGUUGACAACAGCUAUCUUGAACAGAGGAUACAAGUCAUGUAUGAAUGAAUGUUGACAUAUGAAUAGUGAUAUAUUUCAAUGUUUUUAACUGUGGUCUGAGUUAAUUCUUCCUGUUUCCAUAACCUGGACAAUUGGAUAAGUUAGACAUAUGGCCUAAUUUGUAAACACUACAAACAGAGGGCUAAACCUCUGGCUCUGAUAAAUGGCUCUUUCCAGAAACUAUUGCCAAGCUACCACGUCUCAGGUCUUGAAGAUAUAAUCAAAGCAGGAAAUACAACAUUAUAUCCAUGUGUACAUGAAAAAUGAACUGGUGAAACAUGACUGACUGACUGUCCUUGUCAAAUCUUUGAAAUUGUUGAUUCUUUGAUUAUGUCUCCUAACUUUUUAAGUAGUCAUAUUUUCUAAAUGUAAUCUCUAUGAAUGAGUCUAUGAAUAAACCAGGCUAUGAAUAAACAGAUGACCCUGAAAAGGGUCAGAGCCUAAUCUGGCCUGUCUUGUUAGAUCUAAAUUUAGAGGACCACAAAUGAUUUAUUUUCCCUUUUCUAACUUUAUUUUACUGUGUUUAAAAUGUAUUAUUUUUUAUUUCAAAUUGUAUGUAUUUUUACAGAGAGCUUUUGGUUUAUGUACAUUUUAAUAAGGAAUGUAUCAUAUUUAUAUUUUGAGCUAUAGGUCGUAUUGAUGUAGGUCAAUAUAGAUUUACAGGGUCAAUCUCGUUUUUUUAUGCAGAUUAUUGAAGACAAUUUGGCGCCACGGACUAGGUCCUAAAAUUGUAAUGAAAUCGUAGUACUAUUUAUAUUUAACUGCGCACUGAAAUAAAACAUUUGUAUUAAAGAGUUUCAAUAUAUAAAUAGAAAUAUAAAAUAAAAUUACUCCAACCACCA